Molecule: messenger RNA, 4425 nt
Organism: Hippocampus comes (tiger tail seahorse)
Lineage: Eukaryota; Metazoa; Chordata; Actinopteri; Syngnathiformes; Syngnathidae
Gene: kbtbd8
Product: kelch repeat and BTB (POZ) domain containing 8
Exons: 5
Coding region: 130-1965 (611 amino acids)
Molecular function (GO): protein binding
Source: RefSeq, a predicted model, not a curated record
UUAGAUAGAAAGAUUGUGAUUGGCUGUUACGCUGGCUUCCCGGCGUCCGAUUGGAUCCUUCUUGUUUCCGGGGCUCCACCGUGCACUCUGACGUGUUUCGGUCUGCCCUGCUGAGACAGACUGGAGAGAAUGGCUGCCAGUGCAGAGGUAGGGAAGCUGUUACAAGUUCAGAAUGGGACGCCUCCAAGCACCAACUAUAACGGGGUAGAUGCCGUACACGCCUGCAAUAUCCUUCAGCAGCUUAAAGCUUUGUACGAUGAAGCUCAGCUCACAGACAUCGUCGUAGAAGUGGACCACGGCAAGACCUUCUCGUGUCACCGCAAUGUUCUUGCCGCAAUCAGCCCCUAUUUUAGGUACGAACUGGUUACAGUCGUGUCCAUGUUCACGAGUGGCCUUACAGAAAGCAGCCAACGGGAGGUCAGAAUUGUUGGGGUGGAAUCGGAAUCUAUGCACCUUGUCUUAGACUAUGCCUACACGUCCAGGGUCACGCUCUCCGAGUCCAAUGUCCAGGCCCUGUUCACCGCAGCCAGCAUUUUCCAGAUACCCGCCCUGCAGGACCAGUGUGCCCAGUUUAUGAUCAGCAGGCUUGACCCCCAGAACUGCAUCGGGGUUUUCAUGUUUGCGGAUGCCUACGGACACCAGGAGCUGAAGGAACGCUCACAAGACUACAUACGCAAAAAGUUCCUGUGUGUUUCAAAAGAGCAAGAGUUUCUCCAGAUGACCAAGGAGCAGCUGGUCAGCAUUUUGAACAAUGAUGACCUCAAUGUGGAGAAAGAAGAGCACGUAUAUGACAGUAUAAUCCGCUGGCUGGAGCACGACCGGAGUGGCCGCGAGGCCCACCUGGCAGAGGUGUUUUCCCAGUGCAUCCGUCUGCCUUUGCUGGACGACGCUUUCCUCAGUCAUAUACCUGCGCCGUUUGCGUGCGCCCUUUCCCUGUCGAAAGACCCCGUCGAGGCCAAAGCCCGCCUCACUGGCACCAACGGUUGCCCCCAGCGCCUGGGAAUGACCGCGUCCGAGAUGGUCAUCUGCUUCGACGCCGCUCACAAACACUCAGGGAAGAAGCAGACGGUACCUUGCCUGGACACGGCCACGGGGAGGGUGUUCAAGCUGUGCAAACCGCCCAAUGACCUCCGAGAGGUCGGGAUCCUGGUGUCCUCGGAAAAUGACAUCUACAUCGCCGGGGGCUACCGGCCCAGCAACAGCGAGGUGUCCAUCGACCAUCGGGCGGAGAGCGACUUCUGGCAGUACGAGCAUGCGGGAAAUCGGUGGCUGCCGCACGCGCCUCUUUUGCGAGCCAGAAUUGGCUGCCGACUGGUACACUGCUGCGGGAAGCUCUACGCGCUGGGUGGCCGCGUGUACGAAGGCGACGGUCGAAACGCAUUAAAGUCUGUCGAAUGCUAUGAUGCCAGGGACAACUGUUGGACGGCCGUGAGCCCGAUGCCGGUGGCCAUGGAGUUUCAUAGCGCCGUCGAGUACAGAGAUCGGAUCUACGUCCUCCAAGGUGAAUAUUUCUUCUGCUUUGACCCUCGUAAGGACUACUGGAGUCACCUUUCCCCGAUGAGCAUCCCUCGGAGCCAAGGUCUGGCCGCCCUCUACAAGAACUGCAUUUACUACAUCGCCGGCAUCUGCAAGAAUCACCAGCGUACGUUCACGGUGGAAGCCUACGACAUUGAGAAGAACAGCUGGAGCCGAAAGCGUGACCUGCCCUUUGACCAGGCCACCAGCCCGUACAUCAAGGCCAUGCCGCUGCAAGGCAAACUGCACCUGUUUGUGCGGGCCACGCAGGUCAUGGUGGAGAAGCUCGUGUUCCGCACCAGCCGCAAGAACUCCCUUUACCAGUACGACGACGAGGCGGACGCAUGGACCAAAGUCUACGAGACGCCCGACCGCCUAUGGGAUUUGGGCCGCCAUUUUGAAUGUGUGGUGGCCAAACUCUAUCCGCAGUGUCUGCAGCGGGUGCUCUGAUGCGGCUUUUUAGGUCGGUUGCGUGAACCGAAUCCGUGAGGCGAGGCGGCGGUGUGGUCCUGCCUGCCUCGUGCCUGGUCUUGCCGUACCUUCUUGGCUUUGCGCCACAAAGACCUUUUGUUUUUUUUAAUAUGUCUUAAGCCGUCGAACCUUUUGGGUUUGACAAGAUCAAAACCGGGGUGCUUUGAAAGAUUGCAGUAUUUCCCUCCCACCCCCGACCCGCCCGACAGCACCAACUACCCACACCGAGGCUUGCUCUAGAAAACCGUACAAUGAAUCAUAAGUGCAAUUACUCAACUUGUUUUGCUUCUUGUUGAGCCACGCUGUUUUCAUUUGUUUGCGAUACGUAGCUGAGGUUCCACAAAAGCAUGUAUGUACGUGGCGUGCGCUCUGGAGAUAUGAAUGCUACAUCUCAGCAGAAAGUCAAAUUCUAUAUAGACGUAUAUAAAUAGAUAAACUAUAUAUAUUCAUACGGGUAAUAUGAAUAGCAUUGUUCAUUAGUCAUUUGCUGACUCUGAGGUUUGUGUGUGUACCCCUCGCCCCUCAGCAUCCCUCCUCCGAGUCAAAUCUCUGAAACUUCUUAUUUUGAAGAGUAGUUGUGAUUUCCCGUCGUUUUUGUAUGCUAUUUGUGCAUCCUCUCCUCUUCCUCCACAAGCGCCAGUGUGUCACACAAUCCGCUCUGUGUGGCUUCUGAGCAAUUUUCACGUUUUUUGUUUGGAAGAUUCCAGUUGCAUGGGGGGCUUGUGCCUCCCACCCUUUCAGUUGGUGUCCAUUUUGUGUCCCACACACAUGAAGACAACUUGUGAUGUGUCAUGUUGGAAUAUUCCCUCUCCACAUUGGAGAAAUGACAAGAGUGAACUUUGUGUCAACACUAAGUGGGAAGUUCAGACCAACGACCAGGUUUACCUCAGAGACUUCAGAGUUAUUCCACGAGGAGGAGAAAGAGAGAGAGAAAAAAGGACAUUUCCGGACAUUUUGUGUUAAUGAGGCAACGGCAUUGAGCUCUGUAUGGCUCGCUUUGUGGAGCGUCAUUCGAACCGGAUGUAACCAGGCGAAAACGGCCUUCCUCCUAAAUGCAAAAACGGCAUUUGAGGUCUUUGUAAUAACAGAGCUGGAUGUUGGAAAGGUUUUUGUUGUAGCAAUAAUUCUCGGAACUGUGAUUAGGCUACAUGUCUUGAUAUGACCUCCAUGAAAGUGCGUCGAUUGUUUGCGCGUGCUUGUCAUAUAUUGAACUCGCACGCGUUCCACUGGAGCACGGGCGCAGGCUUGAAGCGACCUGCCGUUUAGCGCGAUGGCGCUCGAGAUGCCGAUGUGCCUGUGGUUGCGAGGAGAGCCAUCAGACUCGGGAGCGCUCCUCCUCGAUGAACAAUAUCGGAAAACUCAGCAUUGCACUGAAUCGCUCUCACUUCAACAGUCCUGAAACGCAGGCUCGUUUUGCAGAAGCACCGCUUCGGAAAAGGCCAUGAAUCCGUCUUGACGUGCCACCGCCGGUGGACUAACAGUUGGUGCUGCUUUCGUUUUUCUUUGUUUUUUGACAAUCUUUUCUCAGAAGUAAUACCGCAGCCAAGUGGCGUUUUUUUCUGCCCGUGUGACAUUUUCAGUACAUUACUGUCGAUUCCUGUGUCAUCUUUGCACUACAACUCAAGAAUGGCCCGCACUCAGCAACAUUAUUACAAUCGCCCCCCCCGCAGCCCCCACAAAAUUAAUAAUACUUGCAAACAAAGCAUUCAUGAAAAAAAGAAUUUGACACCACUGUGAAAUUAAAACCGGAGGCGCCGACUUUUGCGGCUCCCUGCAGAGUUGAUGUUAAAGCUUCAUUCACACUAUUUACAGUUGGCAAGCGAGCUAUGAGGAAUUCUCAGGAUUUCUACUGAAACAGUACUGUAUUGUUCAUUUUUGGUCAUGUGUAUUAUACUGUACUAUAGGUUUGCUGUACUUGCACAGUUUUUAAACUUCAGUUUCUUUUACAACUUGAAAAAUAGAUGUUUUGUUUUGUUUUUUUUUGGUUGUUGUUGUCUUCAGUGGCUUUUCCCACUUUUUUGUUGUUUCCUAUUUAGUUAUGGUAGAUUAAACCUGCUCUGAGAAGAUUGCCUGCACGAGUAAUACAGUUGAAUUGGACCCCCCCCCCCACACACACACACACACACACACUGUAGUACAGGACCGUCUCACCAGCAUUGCAGAUAAACUACUUUUGAAACACCAGUCAUGAAUGACAGUACAACAAGCUAAGAAUGCAACAGUAAAUUGAAGCGUCCACGGCCCUGGGCUGCAAUACAAAAGCUCAUCUCAUCAAGUGUGUGUGUGCGUGCGCAUCCAGGUGCUAUUUUACUCCAUUUCUCCUGCUUUUCUCCACUUUGCUGGUUUGUCUUUUCGGGGUUCUGGUUUCUAGUGGUUCGUUGAGCUCAACUGUGAAAUUCACGUUGCACAUAACUUGAAAAUAAAACAAUUGAAAGUGAA